CUUCUUCCCGAUCAUUCGAAUUAGAAAACAGAGCAAUGAAAGGCGGUGAGAUAACAUCCAUUCUCCACCGACUUUAGACCCUCUGAUUCUUCACCGUCGUCCCAGCUCCCUCGAGCUCCCGUCACUAGUUUUUCCGUUUGCCGUCAACCUGAAUAUUGUCUUCACUGUCGCAUCUCUGUUGCUAACUUUGGAACGUCGAGAGUGUGUGGGAAGCACAAGUCUUUCCUUUUUCUGGCUGGUGGUUUGUUCUCUGUUUUCUUCUUGUUCGAAUAGCUGGGUCGAAGGCAUCGUCCUCUCCUUUGGUGUCAUUCAUGAGCUGGGGUGUGUCUGAAGCUAUUGCAUUAUUGUUUAAGGUCAGAUCAGCUCAUCUUCAGCUUUUUAUGUCAGAGGCUAUGGCUUUUAGGAAAGCUCUGGAUCUGAUAAGGAAUCUUCAGAUUGGUAAGUGUAUAAUUGAAACUGAUUGUGCAAUGUUGUAUAAUUGCUUGGUUAGUGGUUCUACAGGUAGUUGUGAUUGGAGGUGUCAAGUGGUUAUUGAGGACGUGCUUGUGGCUCUAAAAUCCCUAUCAAAUGUUGUGGUUUCAUUGAUUUCAAGGUCAAUGAAUGAGUCUGCUAAUUGGUUAGCAGUAAAUAGCUCAAAGAGGUUGUGUCCUGUGGAUUGGGUUGAAAGGCCCCCAACCUCUCUUGCACGGGUUUUGAAAAGGGAUUUGGCUCAAGCUCUUGGUGUGCCUGGCGUGUUUUUCUGUAGGAAGGGUAUUGGUUGAUUGUUGCUUUUGACUAAUUGUUGAAUGUUUAAGCCUCUGUUCCAAUUUUUUCUUUUUCUUUUUUUUUUUUUUUUAUGGUGAGUUUGUGUGUUAACUUAUACUUGUAGGUUUUUUUGAGUGUUUUUUUCUUUUGGCUUCGGCUAUUAG
Messenger RNA from Prosopis cineraria, 908 nucleotides. RefSeq lists its product as uncharacterized. NCBI's taxonomy places the organism in Eukaryota, Viridiplantae, Streptophyta, Magnoliopsida, Fabales, Fabaceae. Gene Ontology annotation, molecular function: nucleic acid binding; RNA-DNA hybrid ribonuclease activity. The transcript is spliced from 3 exons. The record is from RefSeq and is a predicted model, not a curated record. The coding region runs from base 312 to 761 and encodes 149 amino acids.